CUCCCUCAGCCUGGGGGAACCCGAGGCGCAGAGGCUGAGAAUGAGGCGAUAGUGGAGGAUGGAGAGAUACAGCCUUGGAGACCCGAGGAAAAUGAGGCCGACGCCCCUGUUACAGCUGGCGCUGCUUCUUGCCCUGGCCAGGAGCCUGAGGGGGAAAGGGUGUCCGUCUCCGCCCUGCCGGUGCCGCCAGGAGGACGACUUCAGAGUCACCUGCAAGGAUAUCCACCGCAUCCCCAGCUUACCGCCCAGCACGCAGACCCUGAAAUUUAUAGAGACUCAUCUGAAAACCAUUCCCAGUCGUGCAUUUUCAGAUCUGCCCAAUAUUUCCAGAAUCUACUUAUCAAUAGAUGCAACUCUGCAGCGGCUGGAAUCACAUUCCUUCUACAAUUUGAGUAAAAUGACUCACAUAGAGAUUCGGAAUACCAGAAGCUUAACUUACAUAGACCCUGGUGCCCUAAAAGAACUCCCCCUUCUGAAGUUCCUUGGCAUUUUCAACACUGGACUUAGAGUAUUCCCAGACCUGACCAAAGUUUAUUCCACUGAUGUAUUCUUCAUACUUGAAAUUACAGACAACCCUUACAUGACUGCACUCCCUGUGAAUGCUUUUCAGGGCCUGUGCAAUGAAACCUUGACACUGAAGCUAUACAACAAUGGCUUUACUUCAGUCCAAGGACAUGCUUUCAAUGGGACAAAGCUGGAUGCUGUUUACCUGAACAAGAAUAAAUACCUGACAGUUAUUGACAAAGAUGCAUUUGGAGGCGUUUACAGUGGACCAACCUUGCUAGACAUCUCUUACACCAGCAUUGCUGCCCUGCCAUCCAAAGGCCUGGAACACCUGAAGGAACUGAUAGCCAGAAACACUUGGACUCUGAAGAAACUUCCUCUUUCCUUGAGUUUCCUUCACCUCACACGGGCUGACCUUUCUUAUCCGAGCCACUGCUGUGCUUUUAAGAAUCAGAAGAAAAUCAGAGGAAUCCUUGAGUCUUUAAUGUGUAACGAGAGCACUAUUCGGAGCCUGCGUCAGAGGAAGUCUGUGAAUGCUUUAAAUGGCCCCUUCUACCAAGAAUAUGAAGAGGAUCUGGGUGACAGCAGUGCUGGGUACAAGGAAAACUCCAAGUUCCAGGAUACCCACAGCAACUCUCAUUAUUAUGUCUUCUUUGAAGAACAAGAGGAUGAGAUCAUCGGUUUUGGCCAAGAGCUCAAAAACCCCCAGGAGGAGACCCUGCAGGCCUUUGACAGCUAUUACGACUACACCGUGUGUGGGGACAGCGAAGACAUGGUGUGCACUCCCAAGUCGGAUGAGUUCAACCCGUGCGAAGACAUAAUGGGCUACAAGUUCCUAAGAAUCGUAGUGUGGUUUGUUAGUCUGCUGGCUCUCCUGGGCAACGUCUUUGUCCUGGUCAUCCUCCUCACCAGCCACUACAAACUGACUGUCCCACGCUUUCUCAUGUGCAACUUGGCCUUCGCGGACUUCUGCAUGGGGAUGUAUCUGCUUCUCAUCGCCUCUGUGGACCUCUACACUCAGUCUGAGUACUAUAACCACGCCAUUGACUGGCAGACAGGCCCCGGGUGCAACACAGCUGGCUUCUUCACCGUCUUUGCCAGUGAGUUGUCGGUGUAUACACUGACGGUCAUCACCCUGGAGCGCUGGCACGCCAUCACCUUCGCCAUGCGCCUGGACCGGAAGAUCCGCCUCAGGCACGCCUGCGCCAUCAUGGUUGGGGGCUGGGUUUGCUGCUUCCUGCUCGCCCUGUUCCCUUUGGUGGGAAUAAGCAGCUAUGCGAAGGUCAGCAUCUGCCUGCCCAUGGACACUGAGACUCCGCUUGCCCUGGCCUAUAUUAUCCUUGUUUUGUUGCUCAACAUAGUUGCCUUUAUCAUCGUCUGCUGCUGUUACGUGAAGAUCUACAUCACAGUCCGAAAUCCCCAGUACAACCCAGGAGACAAAGACACCAAAAUUGCCAAAAGGAUGGCUGUAUUGAUCUUCACUGACUUCAUCUGCAUGGCCCCAAUCUCAUUCUACGCUCUGUCAGCACUUAUGAACAAGCCUCUCAUCACUGUGACCAACUCCAAAAUCCUGCUGGUUCUCUUCUAUCCACUUAACUCCUGUGCCAAUCCAUUCCUCUAUGCCAUUUUCACCAAAGCCUUCCAGAGGGAUGUAUUUAUCCUGCUCAGCAAGUUGGGCAUCUGUAAACGCAAGGCUCAGGUGUACCGGGGUCAGAGAGUUUCCCCAAAGAACGUCACUGGUAUUCAGGUCCAAAAGGUAACCCAGGACAGGAGGCAAAAUCUCCCCAACAUGCAGGAUGACUAUGAACUGCUUGAAAACUCGCAUCUAACCCCAAAUAAGUGGGACCAAAUCUCAAAAGGGUAUGAGCAAACAGCUUUGUAAGCUGACAGCAGUAGGGGACUUAGGCUAGUCUCCUGAACAUACACAUCCCAACCACUGACACACUCCGCACACAGCUGACCUAACCCUUCUGCAAGUCAUGUUCUAUGGGGCAAGAGUUCGUCUCUGGAGAGGGACUAGCAUUAAUCUAAUCAUCACCUCCAAGAAGGAAGAGGCCGUAUCAGCAUGUCUGAGCCCAGGUGAUAUCAAAGUAAUCUAUACUCUCUAGAAGAUUUGCUUGAUGCUAAGUGCAGAGAUGACAUCAUGUAAAAUGCUUAAUAAAUACCAACUGAGCUCAUGUUGGCAUUGAGCUUUCUCACUUUUAUAUAGCAUUUCAUACUAAAGAUUCAGCAAAUGGCAAAUGUUAUUAACUUGGUUGGUGACCAAAAGAUAAAAUGGGCCCCACAUUGGCUCAGUCCAAUUUCACGUUCCCUCAUGCAUCCA
Messenger RNA from Camelus dromedarius (Arabian camel), 2827 nucleotides. RefSeq names its product thyroid stimulating hormone receptor (gene TSHR). NCBI's taxonomy places the organism in Eukaryota, Metazoa, Chordata, Mammalia, Artiodactyla, Camelidae. Gene Ontology annotation, molecular function: G protein-coupled peptide receptor activity; thyroid-stimulating hormone receptor activity. Gene Ontology annotation, cellular component: plasma membrane. Gene Ontology annotation, biological process: activation of adenylate cyclase activity; hormone-mediated signaling pathway; adenylate cyclase-activating G protein-coupled receptor signaling pathway. The transcript is spliced from 10 exons. The record is from RefSeq and is a predicted model, not a curated record. The coding region runs from base 59 to 2386 and encodes 775 amino acids.